This is a messenger RNA of Rotaria sp. Silwood1, 306 nucleotides long. The record is from the annotation of a GenBank genome assembly. Lineage: Eukaryota; Metazoa; Rotifera; Eurotatoria; Philodinida; Philodinidae.
AUGCAAAAGCCUCAUCGACAUAAUGCAGUAGCAUUAGAUUUGGUAAUAUUUGCACCGAAAGGAAAAUGUUAUACAUUGAUUGGAGAGGAUUUAGAUGAAAAUGGUAUAAUCCAAUCACCUAUACGUUUUGAUUGGAAAUCAGAUACUGCAUUUACAACAUCACUUGAUAUGUGGCAUUCAUAUCGUAAUGAAUCAGAAAAUGAUGAUGCAUGGAUUUUACCAAUUCAAGAUGCCGGUCUUUCACUUCAUGAACUAAAAUUUCUUUUUGAGUUUUUCUUUUUAUUUAAUUUGAAAAUGAUGUUUUAA